CGCUCUGGUCAUUUUGCAGAAUCAGCUGUUAGCGGAGCCGGGCUGGAUUUAUUGCUGGCUGCCCCCCCCUCUCUUUUUUAAUUUCUUUUCUUUUCUUUUUUAAAUCUCUCUCUCUCUCUUUCUUUUUUUUUUUACUUCCAGCCGCCUGGGUUAAGGACCCCCCAACCCCACCCCUUUUCUCCCCCAUCUUUUCCCGAUCCAGCAAUAUUGGAUGGUGGGGGGAAAAAAGGGGGGGGAGAAAUAAUAACGGUACAAAGGAAUUUUUUUCCCCCCAGGAGUUGGGGAGGGGAGAGGGGUUUCUCUCCCUAAUAUUCCCGGCUUUGUGCUUUGCCGCCCGGCCACCACCUCGCUUUCAAACCAAGUUCACAAGCCGCCCGCGAUGCAAAAAGAGGAAGAGCGAGGCUGGAGGAUUUGCUGAAUUCUUUGGAAGAUCUUCCUCCUCCUCCCCUUCUCCCCCCACCCCCUCCCCGCCCCGUUUCCGAGAAAAAGAUCGUCCCUGAUUUGAUCCCAGCCUCCCCGGAUCGGAAAGCCAAAGGAUCGCGGAAGGACAGCCUUCCACGAGACCCGAGCGAGAGAGAGGGGGACGGGGGGACACGCGAGACCAGGCCCCCUGCCUCUUCCUCUUCCUCCCCUCCGGCCGUAUCCCUCCUUCCCACGAUCCAGGAUGGAGAAGAGCGCCGAGCAGCCCAAGGCCCCCGGCGGGAAGCAACAGCCGGCCGAUCGGGGAGGUUCCAGUCGGACCAUGUCAGAAGUGAUGCUGUCACCUCGAAAUGAACAGAAGGCUCCCCUGGUGGGGAAGGCAGAGGCUGAGCUGGGCCGCCGGACCCCCCCAGCCUUCCAUCCAGCAGCCCCGUCUCUGCCAGCUGCAGCCGUGACACUGCCAGCCCCAAAUGAACUCCCCAGUGCCAAGACCCCCACCACACCUGUCUCGGAAGCAAGUUCUGCGCUUCAGACUCACCAACUCAGCCCCCUGCCUGCUGUCCCACUUCCAGAAGCAGAGAGCCUGCCCCCUAAGAGUGAUCGCCCCCCACCCAUUGGAGCCCCAAGUUCGCCUCAAACGGAGGAGACGCGUGGCAGUGCCCGCCUGCCCCCCAAGAACGAGCAGCCUUCCCCUGCCCAAGGUUCACCCACUCCCAGGGCAAAACAAGAUUCUCAGAAGGCCCAAGCAAGACACAGGAUGGCCCGGGAGCGUCGUGAAGAACGAGCCAAGCAUCUGGCUGCCAAGCGGGCAGUGUGGUUGGAGAAGGAAGAGAAGGCCCGCAUGUUAAGGGAAAAACAGCUGGAAGAGAGGCGGAGGCGGCUCGAAGAGCAGCGAGUGCGAGCUGAGAAGCGGCGAGCCGCCCUGGAAGAACGCCAGCGCCAAAAGAUGGAGAGGAACAAGGAGCUCUACGAAGCUGCCAUCCAGCGCUCCGUGAAGAAAACCUGGGCUGAAAUCCGGCAGCAGCGAUGGUCGUGGGCUGGGGCGCUGCACCAGGGCUCCCCUGUGCACAAAGAGGGUGCAAGCAGGUGCUCUCUCUCUGCUGUAAAUCUCCCCAAACAUGUGGACUCUAUAAUCAACAAGCGCCUCUCCAAAUCUUCUGCCACUCUCUGGAACUCACCCAGUAGAAAUCGCAGCCUCCAACUUAGUGCUUGGGAGAGCAGCAUCGUGGACCGGCUGAUGACCCCAACUCUCGCCUUCUUGGCCCGCAGCAGAAGCGCUGUGACGCUAGCCGGCAAUGGCAAGGAGCAGGUCCCCGUGUGCCCCCGCUCAGCUUCUGCCAGCCCCGUAAGCCCCUGCAAAAACCAGCGUGUACAUCGUUGUGCGGAGAGACGGCGGCCAGCAACCAGCAGCCCUGAUGUAACUCCCCGGAAUAAGCCUCACUCCUCUCCUCAUCAGAAAAAGAAAGAAAAGAAAGACAAGGAUCGGGAAAACGCCCAAGAAAAGAGUGCCUUAGCCCUCCGCAAACGCCACUCUACGCCUUCUGGCCAGGCCCGUCAGCUGCAUGUACCCGAAGGCAGCCCAAGCCCUAAGCCCAAGCCAGCCUUGCCGGCUGUAGCCAAACAGCGCCAAGCCUCGCCAAGCCCGGGACCCAGCAUUUCACAUCGGCCAAGCCUGACUCGCAGUGCCCAGUCUUCCCCCAGGAGGCGAGUUCGCAGGGAGCCCGAAGGCCAACCGAAGGCUCGUGAACGCAAGAACGAUCCGAAGGAACGUGGGGCAGCUUCUCCAGCCCCGGAGGAGAGCUUGAAGGCAACGGGGAGCAGUGAAACACCAGCAGAAAUCACUGCCCCCUCGGGGGCUGCCAGCCCGAUGCCUCCACCUCCUCCCUCAACGCCAGGCAAACCGAUGGCUGGCACCACAGACCGAGAAGAAGCUGCUAGACUGCUGUCGGAGAAACGGCGGCAGGCACGGGAACAGCGGGAGCGGGAGGAGCAGGAACGGAAGGAGCAAGAGGAGCAGGAGCGGCGCCAAGCGGAGGAGCGGGCUCAGCAAGAAGCCAGAGACCGCCUGCAGCAGCAGGUUGAGCUGGCUAGGCUGGAGGAGCAGCUGGCCCACCAGGAGGAGCAGGAGGCUCAGGAACGGGCCAGGGCGGAGCAAGAGGAACAAGAACGGCUGCAGAAGCAGAAGGAGGAAGCCGAGGCUCGGGCCCGGGAAGAGGCUGAACGCCAGCGAGUGGAACGAGAAAAACAUUUCCAGAGAGAAGAACAAGAACGGCUGGAGAGGAAGAAGCGCCUGGAAGAGAUCAUGAAACGGACGCGAAAAGCUGAGGGAGCUGAUGCAAAGAAGAAAGAGGACAAGAAGAUGGUGAAUGGCAAGGAAGAGAAGCAAGAGGAUGGAAUGGGUCCAGAUGGCAAGAAAUACCCUGGAAGUCUCCCCAAGGAAGAAGAGCUGCCCGAGAUGCAACCCUCAAGCCCGGCCAGUCGCAAAGGGCUGAGUCCAGAGGGCAUGCAGCACAGCUCCCCCAUCAACCCCACCCUGGCCCUGGUGAAUGGCCUGCAGUCCAGCAAGCAUGAGAAUGGCUUCCCCUCUCCCCAAGAGCCUAGCGGACGGGAGCACCCUGCAGGGUCGGGGCUAAGCGUGGCCGAUGAGCCCAUCCUGCCUUUUGCCAACAAGGAGCCCUUCCUCAACAAUGCCGUGGCCCAGGCACCACAGGUCACAGAGGUUCUGUAGAUGGGGGUGAUGUCAAAGGACGGGUGCAACGAUGGGCCAACUUCAGGCUACGUUAGAUUGGAAGACGAUCAGCCAGGGCGAAUUCUGCCCCUUGGUGGACUUGAGGGCAACGCAAGGAGCCAGGCUGGGGUGCCAGCCCUGUGGACUCACUCACUCUUCUUCCUGUCCUCAUUUUAUGACUAGUAUUAUUAUUUUUUUUAAUAAGCACCUUAUCAGACUGACCCCCAUCUCAUAGCUCAUCUUCAACACUAUAUAACCACAUAGUUAUUUAACUGGCUGGGUAACAAAGGAUGUGAAUAAUGUAUAUAAACUUCGAUGUUAGCAUGAGGACUGCGCCUUUAUGAUUUGGCUGCCCCUCGGGGGGAGGCGGGGGGUAUUUUUAGGCGAGGGCCAGAUCGUGAGAAAGGGGGGGGGAAAUCAAACCCCACCAACUCCUUUUCCUAAAGCGAGGGUGUGUCAGUGUUGCAGGUGAGUGUGUGUUCCAGCCAAUAGGAAGCAUUUAGAUGAGCGUUUCCUAACCUGGACAACUUUUAACUCCCCUAAUUCCCCAGCCAGCCAUGGUCGCCAACGUUGAGAAACACGGAUCUAGUUUUCUUAUUUAAAACUCUCCCCGUUGGUCUCAGCCAGGAGAUGGGCAACAUUGUGUGGCUGUGUGUGUGUAUGUGUGUGACCCACCGUUAGCGACUCAGUAGCUGCCAUCGUCCAACACAACUGUGCUUUUUCCUGAGUGGGGGGGUGCUGCUGUUUCUCGGUGGGGCGUUGCUGGGGCUGCUGCGCUCAGUGUCACAGUGACAGUAUUAUGCCUCUGAGCAAACUUUUGUGGACAAUAAAAUGGAGAAAUCAA
Molecule: messenger RNA, 3992 nt
Organism: Pantherophis guttatus
Lineage: Eukaryota; Metazoa; Chordata; Lepidosauria; Squamata; Colubridae
Gene: MAP7D1
Product: MAP7 domain containing 1
Biological process (GO): microtubule cytoskeleton organization
Cellular component (GO): microtubule cytoskeleton
Source: RefSeq, a predicted model, not a curated record